UUUCCCCUCCACUCCCCCACUUUUCUCCUUGGAAAUGAAGAUAACUGGUGCUCGCUAGUUAGUAGAAACUUGCCAACCAGCAAGACUUUGGGACCAAUGACAGUAUAAAGCUUCUUGAGUGACAGCGGUGACGGCUUAUUAAAGUGGGGAAUAAGGCGGUGUCAGCAGGCGGGAAUAGGUGUGUUCCUGGGGUUUUCUAGGCCAUUAAGGUCAGCCUGGGACCCUACGUAGUGACCCAACUUCAUCCUGAAAUAAAGCCGAGAAGAGGCGAUGAUUGUCCUCUUCUAACCCAAGUGUUGCUUUUCGAGCAAAGCUUGCAGAUGGGUCAGGGUCUGUGGAGAGUGGCCAGAAACCAGCAGCUACAGCAGGAAGGCUAUAGUGAACAAGGCUACCUCAGCAGAGAGCAGACCAGGAGGAUGGCUGCCAGCAGCAUUUCUAACAGCAGUCAUCGUAAACAAGUCCAAGGAGGCAUUGAUAUAUAUCAUCUCUUGAAGGCAAGGAAAUCUAAAGAACAGGAAGGAUUCAUUAAUUUGGAAAUGUUGCCUCCUGAGCUAAGCUUUACCAUCUUGUCCUACCUGAAUGCAACUGACCUCUGCUUAGCUUCAUGUGUUUGGCAGGACCUCGCUAAUGAUGAACUUCUGUGGCAAGGGUUGUGUAAAUCCACUUGGGGUCACUGUUCCAUAUACAAUAAGAACCCACCUAUAGGAUUUUCUUUUAGAAAAUUAUAUAUGCAGCUGGAUGAAGGCAGCCUCACCUUUAAUGCCAAUCCAGACGAGGGAGUGAACUACUUUAUGUCCAAGGGUAUCCUAGACGACUCACCAAAGGAAAUAGCAAAGUUUAUCUUCUGUACAAGAACACUAAAUUGGAAAAAACUGAGAAUCUAUCUUGAUGAAAGGAGAGAUGUCUUGGAUGACCUUGUAACACUGCAUAAUUUUAGAAAUCAGUUCUUGCCCAAUGCACUGAGAGAAUUUUUUCGUCACAUCCAUGCCCCUGAGGAGCGUGGGGAAUAUCUUGAAACUCUUAUAACAAAGUUCUCACAUAGAUUCUGUGCUUGUAACCCUGAUUUAAUGAGAGAACUUGGCCUUAGUCCUGAUGCUGUCUAUGUACUGUGCUACUCUUUGAUUCUACUUUCCAUUGACCUCACUAGCCCUCACGUGAAGAAUAAAAUGUCAAAACGAGAAUUUAUUCGAAAUACUCGUCGGGCUGCUCAGAAUAUUAGUGAAGAUUUUGUAGGGCACCUUUAUGACAACAUCUACCUUAUUGGCCAUGUGGCUGCAUAAAAGCACAGUUGCUAGGACUUUAACUUUUAACUUCAAACUAAAGCUACCCAAGGACUAUUUAGCAGAUAUGGGGGUUACAUUAGUGCCAGUCUUUCUAGCCUCUGUAUACAAUCAAGCUUGAGUGUACAAUCUUGUUUUCUUUUCUAUUUUCUUUUUUAGUCAUUUUCUUGAGGAACUAAAGAAUUUUGCAGAAUUUUUCUUAAUUUUGCUUAUCAUGUUUGCACAAAGCAGAGCCAUUGUCUGACACAGCUGUUUAAGAAUGUUAAACUGACAUUAUACUCUAAAAGAUGGUAUAUUUGUGUAUUAGAUUUGCCUGAAAAACUUUAUUCACUUCCAUUCUUUUUUAAAAUACCAUGUAAUGUGUACAUAUUUAACUAGAGAUUUAUAAUCAUAAUUAUUUUAUUGUAAAAAUUUUAACUAAAACCUUUCCUUUUUCUCUCAAACUGAGUUCUGAAAUUUUUUUGAUUCUGAUAUGAAAUUAUUAGUCUUUAUAAAAAUUGAAUCUUACUUUGAUACAAUUAGUACCAGCUUCUCUUCCCUUUGAACUUUGAAAAGAGUAUUGAUUUGUUAGUAUGCAAAAUAGGCACUUUUUUUAUAAUAUAAAUUUAUCACUUUUAAUUUUUAAAACUUCUGGGUUAGUCAAGUCACAAUAACCUUUAAAACACUUAAAAUAGCAAAAUAUGUUUAAAAAGAUUUACAUAGAUAAGAACAAAAUAUUAUUAUAACUUAUAUUUGAUGUAAUUAGUCAAACUGUACUAUUGUCCUAAUGUUGAUGAUUUCUAUUCAGUAUCAGUUGAGAAAGGGAUAUUGUGAAUGAUAGUAAAUAUUCUUUAUUCUUUCAUUCAGUAAAUAUGUACCAAGGGUCUUCCACAUGCCAAGCCCUGUGGUAGGUACGCGUGAAACCUAGACAUGGGCUCUGCCUUCACAAAUGUUACAUGGUAAGGUAAUGAGAGGAAAAAUACUGCUUAAUGGAGAGGAAAUGUAUGAAGUAUAUCUUAAUUAACAAUUAUUUAGUAAUUAAAACACUUAACAUUGGAAUGAUAACAGUAUAUUUAUAUAGUAAGUCAAAAGUUCCCUGGAAAUACCUCUAAGUGAAGAGCAUCAGCUUUGGAAUGAUACACUAUGUGGUGGAUAGAGCUGCUAGUUUAUGGGAAGAGAACUGGAGGAGCAGGAACUCAUAACUAGAGGUGUGGAAUCAGUUUUCUUCCAGAUUUGGCCCUAAGUCAAUAUUACAACUGAAUGAUGUACUAAGAAUUUUCAAGGACAAAUCAUAAGGUAAUCAACUUUUGAAAGUCAAAGGGAGUUUUCGACUGGUAAUAAGUAAGCACUUUCUAAGAUUGUGAAGCAAAUACUCUAAUAAGUUUCACAGGUACAUCAUUUUGAAUUCCAUGACAAAAUAAUUCUAAUCUUUUUCAGAACUAAUUAAUUAACUUCAAAACUAUCAUGGAAUUUUCAAACAACGAGUAGUGCUAACAUCGUUUCUAUUUUCCAGUGCAUGGCACUUUGCCCUCUCUAUCUCCUUCUGUCUUUUCUAUGUACUCCUACCUAGAUUCUGCCAUUCAGACUUUACUGCAUUCUCUUUACCACAUAGUUAUCCAUCUCUGUCCAUCAAUCAGCCUGUCUUACUGUUUUGGAUACAGGCCAUCAUAAGUUUCAGACAUCAGUACACUUCAUUCCUGAAGAUUUCAACUUGAAUAUCAUUUGCUAGAGAUCAAUUUUUAAGGCUUUUUUUUUCUUUUUAGGUAAAAUUGACAUUUAAUAAAAUGCAUAAAUCUUAAAUAUACUAAUUAACGAGUCUUCACAAAUGCACACACCUAUGUAAAACAAACCCAUGGUAAGCUGUAACUCUACAAAGCCUGUUUACAGUUACUGUUGUACCACUACACAUAAAAACUUAGUAACCACAUAGGCGUGUUUACCUCAUUACCGUUAUUUUAUAGUUGUCAUGUCUUACAAAUAGCAUGUUAUGUCAUUUUAUUGUGGAGUUUAUAGUUUGCUUUGUACAGUCAUAUAUUUUAAAUAAAUUAAGGAAAAAUA
Molecule: messenger RNA, 3317 nt
Organism: Myotis lucifugus (little brown bat)
Lineage: Eukaryota; Metazoa; Chordata; Mammalia; Chiroptera; Vespertilionidae
Gene: FBXO8
Product: F-box protein 8
Exons: 6
Coding region: 321-1280 (319 amino acids)
Biological process (GO): regulation of ARF protein signal transduction
Molecular function (GO): protein binding; guanyl-nucleotide exchange factor activity
Source: RefSeq, a predicted model, not a curated record